AUGCAAACAAAUAGAUGGCUAGGUUUAUUGCUCUUACUAUCAGCUGUAUCCGCGGCAAACAAAGCUAUUUUGAUCUGCUGUUCGUGGCAAUACGAGAACUAUCGCCACUUUGCUAAUGUUUUGGCCCUACAGAGUUUACUGGAGCGAAAUGGCUACUCACCCAAGGACAUUGCCAUCUUUAUGAAGGAGGACAUUCUAGCCAAUCGCCGAAAUCCUUCAGAGCAACUCUGGGUGGGCGAUGAGUCUUUAGAACCUACCAAAGACUAUACGCCUAAAAGACGGGACCAAUCGUAUUAUGAUAUUUUGAACUUGAUUGCUGGUGAGGAUGAAGUACUUUUAGGCGCCGAUGCUCAAACCAAUUUGCUAAUCUAUAUAACUGGCCAUGGCGGUGAUGGGUUUAUCAAGUACUGCAACCGCAGCUACUUUUAUCGUGAAGACAUUACUAAGGCACUAAUUCGCUUACAAUCAGUCCGUCGUUUGGGCAAGGUCUUGUUUAUUGCUGAUACUUGCCAAGCUGAUAGUUUGGUGGACGCUUCACAACUACCCGACAAUGUUACUCUUAUCAGUACAAGCUUAUUAGGCGAGUCUUCCCAUUCCGCCAACUUCAACCACCGCCUCAAUAUCUUUCCCAUUGAUCUCUUUGUUAUGCAACUAACUAAAGCCAUCAAAAGUCCAGCCAUUCAAGCCUUAACUUUCAAAGACCUAACGAAGCACGAACUAUCCUUUGGCUCUUUACUAUCAACCGUUUCCAUCCAUGGCCCUGAUGCAUACCUCCAAGACUUCCUCUGGCAAACCCACCGACCUUCUUCUUUAUUCCUCUAA
Molecule: messenger RNA, 822 nt
Organism: Nematocida homosporus
Lineage: Eukaryota; Fungi; Microsporidia
Product: GPI-anchor transamidase subunit K
Exons: 1
Coding region: 1-822 (273 amino acids)
Biological process (GO): attachment of GPI anchor to protein; proteolysis; protein localization to cell surface
Cellular component (GO): GPI-anchor transamidase complex
Molecular function (GO): GPI-anchor transamidase activity
Source: RefSeq, a predicted model, not a curated record